Drosophila mauritiana is the source of this 4093-nucleotide messenger RNA. RefSeq names its product probable serine/threonine-protein kinase yakA. The record is from RefSeq and is a predicted model, not a curated record. The coding region runs from base 1276 to 3675 and encodes 799 amino acids. The transcript is spliced from 8 exons. NCBI's taxonomy places the organism in Eukaryota, Metazoa, Arthropoda, Insecta, Diptera, Drosophilidae.
GGAACGCGAAAGUCGUCGACGGAGAGCCAACGGUGCGGAUGAAAGUUUCGCAGCGAACUGGGAAGAUUUUUGAAAAGCGCAGGCGUGCAACGGUUUUUUUUUUUUUUAGUUUUUUUUGGGGGCUUGGGCUACGCUUCGUGGCGAACGGUGAAUGGCAGCCUUUUUUUUCGAGUGUGGUGGCUGAGUGCAAUUCAAAACGCAUUUCGUGCAUAAUUUGUGGAAUUUUACGCGUUGUAAAAUCAAUUUCAUUGUGCAAAUUUGAAUUCUUGCCUGCUUUCCGUUGGCUUGCAGCGGCAACAGCUGAAAUAUAAUGCAGUCACAUCAAGCGGGCAAGCAAUAAACAAAUAUCCCAAAAAAAUCAAGAAAAUUUACAAAAAAAAUCAAAGAAACACACACACAUUUGAAGAGUCAACAGCAAUUACAAGGCACUAAAAACCGGAGGAAGAGGGGGUCUCCAUCACCAUCACUCCAUCGCCAUCGCCAUCGCCAUCUCCGUCUCCUUGGCCAUCGUGGACCACCAAAAAAGCACUCGAACCGCUAGCGAGUAGCGUGCGAAAAUGGAACGAACCCAGAAAAUAUAGCCCCAGGGAAUAUGCCCGCUGCUUUCCGAAGAAUCGAGAACGAGAGAAAGAGCUAGCUAGAAAGACCGAGAAGAAAGAGCACGAAAUUCUAGCAGAAGGAAGCGGGCGAGAGCUACAUGCAUUCAAACGUGUUUACAGCACUUUUCAAAACUAAUUUAAAAUAAUGUCCACAUUUAGGAGGUUGUCAUUAGGAAAGGAGUUUUAAAAAUAGCCUUGUAGUAUGUGAGAAGAAUCGAGAAGAAGACAGGGAAAGGUCUAGAAGACUCUGAAAAGAAAACAGUAGAAAAAGUUCAAAAAAGAGUUGCAAAAUGCAUUGCAAAUAAUGGAAAAUCUUCUUUAUUUUUAAGAAAGCUCAUAAAAUGUAAUCAAGGGACUUGGAGAAGAUUUCCGAAAUAAGAAGACCAAAUUCUAAAGAUAUGAUUUUAUGAUUCUUUCCUAUAGUUAGCUCUAUUUGGUCAGCAUCAUUAGCUGAUAAAUUGGACACCAUUAAUUUAUUCAUUCGCCCAUUUCGCUUUUGUCUUAUUAAUUGGCUUGCAUGCUCGAAACUGUCAAUGAGGCAAGGUCACCGAUCGGUUAAGGAAACGAGUGGCGAUGUGAGAACUCUUAAGAUCUCGAAGAUAAAUAGGAGAGCGACUGGUCGAAAGGUGACCUAGACAAGUGGAAACCCCGCUUAGAGCUUGAAGUAGAAGAGGAAAUGAGAUCCAAUGGAAUAUUUUCAGUUUUAGAGGAUCUCUUCGGGAUCAGGAUGUCGGCUGCCACGCACAUGGCCAUGCCGGCUCACGCCGUCGUCCCGCCGCCCGGCACACCGCCUGUGCUGGGGGGCAGUGGGUGCUCCAAUCUCAGCCUGCCGUCGGGCAAGCGUGGCCACAAGCGCAGCGUCUCGCUGGAGAAUAAUGCACCGCUCGCACUGCGCAGCACUCCCAGCAUGGGCCAAUCCUCGCUGGGCUCGCCGCUGCUGCAGUUUGGCCAGGCGCAGGGGCAAGGACACGCGCAGGGCUUCCACACGGGCACAUUGAAGUCGCGUCAGGAGCAGCGCCGGCUGAGCCAGAAGUUCGGGAGUCACAGCAACUUGGAUGACGAGGGUGUGGGCAUUGGUGUGGGCAUGGGCAUGGGCCUGCAGAUGCGCAGCAAGUUCCAGAACAUACGGCAAAUGUUCGAGCUGAGUCGCAGUUGUGUGGGCGGCGGGGGCGGCGAUGGCAGAGGGGGCGCGGCCGAGGAGGAGGCAAUGCAAUCUCUGCCAGCAACAUUGCCGCAGCAGCAGCAGCAGCAGCAGAGGCGCACCACGCCCAUUGCCGGCGGAAGUCGCCAGCAGCAACAGCAGCAAAUGGGCGAGGCGGAACAGACCAGCGGCAACUUUCUGCGACCCAUUGCCUUCAAGCCCAUUCCGUUUGAGCCGGACUACCGCAUCGCCUGCCAGCAGCAGCAGCAGCACCAGCAGCAACUGCAGUUGCAACAACAGCAGCAGCAGCAGCAACAGUUGCAGCUGCAACACCAACAGCAUCAGCAGCAGCAGCAGCAUCAACAGCAACACCAACAGCAGCAGCAGCAGCAACAACAUCAGGCGCUGCAGCUGUCGACGGAUGGCGGGCAGGCGGGGGGCGUGGCGGCCGAGCGGUACGGCUACGGAUCGACGCCGUCACUUGCCCCACUGCCCACCGCAUCGGCCCAGAAAUUUGGCAGUACCACUGACCUACGUCACUUGGCCGCUCGACGUCGCAAUCAUCGCCUGCUGCAGCGCUCCAGUAACGAGGACUCCCUGACCUUUGACCUCCUGAGCACGGGCAGCCACGACAGACCCGAUGGAGCCAGCAGCAAGAGCAGCGGCACUGUGGUGGGCAGCAGCGACCUGACGCCCUCGCCGUCGGAUUCUGGGAUCUCGGAACUGGAGGCGGCGCUAAAGGAUCGCGACUCGGAGCUCUCGUACCUGCGACAGGCCAUGGAGCACAAUGAGAAAGUAAUUUUCCAAGUUCAAAAGGACAAGGAGGUGUACUGGGAGCACGAGACGCAGCGCUUGCGGCUCUUCUACGAGGGUCAGCAGCGGGAGUGCCAGCUGAAGCUGCGCAAGAUGGAGCAGCUACUCGGACUGCAGCAGUUCCAGCUGAAGCAGCACAAGCUGCGCCAAUCGGAGCAGGUCAACCGGCUGCAGCAGCAGCUCGAUUUGGCCAGGGACUCCAGCCAGGGGCUGCAGCAGCAGGUGGACGCACUGCGUCACCAGCUGGAGGACAGCGAGUGGCGCGUCUGCGAGCGCAACGGGGAGAUAGCUUUACUCAAGACGCAGCUCAAGGAGGCGCAUCUGGAAAUCAACAUGAAGGAUCAUGCGAUUGUCAGCCUGAAGCACAGCAGCAACAGGAGCAGCAGCAACAGCAGCAGCAGCAACAGCAGCAUCAGCAAGUCCUGUGACACAAACACAAGCCAAAGUCAACCAAAGCAGCAGGCGAAGGAGGAGCAGCAGCAACAGCAGCCAGAGUUGCCGCAACAGCAGCAGCAGCAGCAGCAACAACAUCAGCCCGACCAGCAGCAACUGCAGAAGAUCAUCACGCUGAAGGAUCAGGUGAUUGGAGCGCUGACCAGCGAGCUGGCCAAGUUGCGCAAGGAGCUCUCCGAUCUGGCCAUUGCCCACGAGUACGGCGAGGAGCCCUGCGGCCGAUACACUCGCCUCAAGCAGCAGCUGGACAACCUGAACGAGAUCUGCCAGAAGACACGAAAGUACACAACAAGAUCCGCAUCCCCAACAGCAGCAGUAGCACCGCCAGCAGCACACGUAGCACCAAGCUGUGCCCAGGAGCUGCCCAAGUUGGAUGUGCUGGUGCAGCGAUUGCAAUUGGACCAGGGACAGGGUACGCAGCAAACGCUGGACACGCUCAUCGAGGAGUCCACCACGUAUGCGGAGGAUAUAGCCAAGCUGCGCCAGAAACUGGACGACUUUCGUCUGAAUCUCGAGCUGGAGAAGCGUCAGUGGAGCGCCGAGAAGGACAAGGUGCUGGGCUACCAGAAGCAGCUGCAGGCCCACUACAUCCACAUGUACCAGAAGCUGCGCUGCCUGGACAGCGCUGGAGCAGCAGCUGGCCAGGUGGAGGCCACCAGUGGCAACUGAGCGGAGCUGGGAACUGCAGGCAAUGGUGCUAUCGUCGCUGGGCUAACAAACUUAGGAACCAAGUGGAAAACUUUCUUCCUUGCAACUGAACAAUAUAAUGUUUUUAAAAUACAAACAUAUUUGAAUACUAUUUAUACUUUUGCUAUAAAAAUGGAUUCUUUAAAUUGUCUGCUCUUAUUUUUAAUGUUAACUUUUAUUAAAAAUAAAAGUUAAUGGCACUCAAAACCAGUGAGUUUGAAACAUUUUCCUCCCCCGGCGAUAAAUAAUACACGAUUUUCGAUAUUACUAGAGUUGAUGUACACAUAACUCUGAUGAAUAUUUAUACAAGAUAUGCGUAAUGAAUUUUUUGUUUUUAAUAUUUUACAAAUAUAUAUAUAUAUGUGUACUUUUAAUUUAUUAAAUGUAAUUAUAAACGAGA